AGGACAAUACAGAGGAGCAUUAUAAAAAGUUUAGGGUCAUCCGAUCGCCGGCGCCGAAUGAAUAUUAUUUAAGAAAACAAGUGAAAAUUGAGACUCCAGAAAUAUCAACAACAAUCCAACAAGAUUGUUGGAAACUCAGCAAAAAAGAUGUAUUUGAACACAAGUUCAAAUUGAUGUAUUAA
Messenger RNA from Arctia plantaginis, 182 nucleotides. The record is from the annotation of a GenBank genome assembly. Lineage: Eukaryota; Metazoa; Arthropoda; Insecta; Lepidoptera; Erebidae.